AUGAUAAUAAUAAGCAGGAAAAAUACAGGUCUCCUGGGGAACCGGUACGGCGAGCGAACUCUCCCCCGCCGCUUCCCGGAGACGCUGUUCCAGCUCCUUCUGUCCAAACUGUCCAAGAACCGCGAGGGCGCCGCGCUGCUGACGCGCUGGUUCCUCCGGGACGACAACGCCGUCCCGCCCGCCUACGUGCUGCAGCCAAUCACGGCUCACUUCCCCCCCGCCGGCGCCGACCUCGGGCCGCAGCGGGACGCCGCCGCGCUCGGCUGGCGGGACACGGAGACGACUCUGCUGCAGCUGCUACGCUCCGCCGCCGCGGGGGGGGGGAUCACGGCCGAGCAGAAACAGGAGCUCCUCACAUCAGUCCUGGACCGGGAGCUGGACCGCGGUCUGCUGGCGGGCGGCGGCGACCCGUCGGCUCUGCUCUUCGUGCGGGAGAUCCCCCGCCAGCGGGCGCGGGACGGCCCCAAACGCCUCGCCCGCUUCCUGGACCUGAGCGCCGGCGGCGUGCUGGACGCCGACGCCCAGCGGCUCCUCGGCGCGCUGCGGUCCCGCCUCCUCGCCGCGGCGCCGCCCAGCCUCAACCUGCACAGCGUGGAGCUCUGCAAGGGGGGCGUGGACGCCAAACGGCGAGACCACGCCCAGUACCUGGACGCCGUCUGCCGGGAGUUCGUCUCGCAGAUGAAAGCCGGGAUCGCCACAGCAACGGACGGCAGGCGGGGGAAGCCCUGGGGAAGCAUCGCGGACGAAAAGAAGGAAAUCUCAGACGGCGUCGGGGCAGACGUUAGCGGCACAGACGGGCUUCUGGGUAAUCUCUGUGGCACAGAUGGGCUUCUGGGUAACUUCUGUGGCAGAGAGGGGCUUCUGGGUAAACUGUGCUGUGCCAUAUGGGAGUCCACCAACCUGCACCAUGGCCCGCUGGUGGUGCACGGCGCCGCCGGUGCGGGGAAGACGGCGUUGCUGUGCAGACUGGCCGCAGAGAUGCGUAGCGUCCUGGUUGCCGGGGCGACAGUAGUGGUGAGGCUGCUGGCGGCGCGGCAUCCUCACAGACCCGACGUCCACCAGGUGCUCCGCGGCGUCUGCCUCCACAUCUGCCUGGCUGCUGGUUUGGCCCCGCCCCCCUCGCUGCGGGCCGCCACGAUGCCCGGAUGUCUCCGGGACGUCCUGGCGGAGGUGUCCCGGCGGGGGGGGACGCUGCUCAUCGUGCUGGACGCCGUGGAUCACCUGUCGGACCGUCACGUCGCUCACAAACUCCGCUGGCUGCCCACCGUCCUGCCGCCCAACGUGCACCUGCUGGUCUCCAUGGAUACCGACAGCGAGGCAUUCGCCAACAUGCGCCUGAACUUCAACAAUUUGGGGAGUUUCUUCGAGGUGGAGCGCCUGUCUGCAGACGAGGGGAGGCGGAUCGCGGAGUCGAACCUGCGGUCCUCGCGGCGCACGCUGACCGCCGAGCAGAGCGCCGCCGCGCUGCGGAGCUUCGAGUCCACCGGCUCGCCGCUGCACCUCCGGAUGAUCCUGUCGGCCGCCAAGCGCUGGGCGUCCUUCACGCCGCUCGCGGAGACACGCCUCGGCGCCAGCACGCAGGAAAUGAUGUCACAGCUGUUCAUGACGCUGGAGGAGAACCACGGGAAGGAGCUGGUGGGGGGGGCGUUGGGAUACAUUGCUUUGGCGAGGGAAGGUCUGCUGGAGGCCGAACUGCGGGACAUCAUGUCCCUGGAUGAUGACAUCAUCAGCGGGGUGUACAGGGACUCCCUCCCUCCGACGCCCUCGCUGAUCCGGUUUCCCCCCCUCCUCUGGGCGAGACUCCGACGGGACAUCGAGGACCUGCUGGAGGAGCGCUGGACACACGGGGUCGCCGCCCUCGCCUUCAACACCCGGCGUCUGUCCGAGGCGGUUUCUGCUCGUUAUCUGACAUCAGAGCGCCGGGGGCGGAGCCUCAGGAUCCUGGCCGAGUACUUCCUGGGUCGGUGGUCUGGGAGACUGAAGCCUGUGGCUCUGCCGGGCCUGACGCUGCUCCUGGCUGACAGAAAGGUCCCGCCCCAGCCGCUGUGGUUUGCUCAAGGAUUGGCCAACGUCAGGAAGCUCCAGGAGCUGCCGUAUCAUCUGCUGCACGCCGGUCUGUGGGACGAGCUGCGACAGGAAGUCAUCGGCAGCGCUGAGUGGCUGUUCUGUAAGAGCCAGGUGUGCGGCUUGUCCAGUGUGAUCCAGGACCUGGACCAGUGCUCCCAGUACCUGGACUGCAGCGAGACCAGUCUGAUCCGAGACGCUCUGGUCCUCAUCGAACCCAGCCUGGACCUGCUAGACACUCACAUGGACAUGUCUCUGUUCUACACCGAGCUGUUGGCCAGACUCUGCUCCUUGGCCACGCCCUUCCCUUCUCUGAUUGGCCGGCUGUGCAGCCAUUGUGAGGAGUGGCUACUGACGAGUCCCGAUCCGAGCCUCGUCCCUAAGUGCAGCUUCCUGCCGCCGCCGGGGGGGGCGCUGCAACACACACUGACCGGACUGCAGGGAGGUGUGCUGUGUGUGGACGUCGGCGUGGAGGCGGAGCUCCUGGUUGCGGGUUCAGACGCCGGCGUGGUGGCGGUCUGGAGCCUCGCCGACAAGCAGCUGCUGCACCUGCUGCUGGGACACACAGGUGCCGUUUUGUCGGUGAAAGUGAUGGCUAGCUCCGCCCGCUGCCUCUCAUUGGCUGCUGACGGCUCCCUGAGGGGGUGGAGCCUGGCGGACGGCCAACAGCUGCUCUGCGUCCAGGAGGCGCUGCCCAUUGACUCCGCCCCUUCCUCCGUACACCUCCACCUGUCUGAUCAGAUGAUCUUUGUCUACACCAGGACACAGGUGAAGGUGUUGAAGCUGGACGGGGCGGAGCUCUUCAGCAGCAGCAGCUGUAAUGAUGAAGAGGAUGCUGAUGAUGAUGAUGAAGACAAAGAUGGCGGCUCAGAGGUCCUGGGAGUUCUGGGAGAAUCUGUAGUUUCUCUGUGUGCGUCCGGUCUGGUGAGAAUAUUCCAUCCUAUCGAUGGGAGUCAGACCGUGGAGACUCGGCAGGGAACCUCCCAGAGACGGCUGACUGUCGUGGAAUCGGUGACGUUACCGCGACGCGGGAAGGUGUUCGUGGUUUCUAAAUCCGGAUUCCUCCAUCAGAUUUCCAAGACGGGCAAAUGGACAGCCAACAAGUUUCCUCUGGUUCCUUCUCUGCUUUCAGUCACUGAAGAUGAAAAAAUACUGUUAGCAGGAAGUGAUCACACACUGAGCCUUUUUAACAUCGAAAGAAACUCAGUGGACGGAUUCCUGGACCUCCAACACGACGACAGCGUCCUGUCGGCCUGCGUCUCAUCCGACAGCCGGCUGCUCGUCUCCGGAGCAGCUGACCAGCUCAUACGGAUCUGGUCUGUGACCACCGGUGCGUUGCUGGACUCUCUAUGUGGUUCAGACACCCCCGUCACGUCUGUCCUCCUGCACCACCGCGUCGUGGUCUCAGCCUCGACGGCGGCCCCCGGCGUCCUCCUGUGGAACCUGACCUACGACCCCCGCCACAAACCCCCCGCCCACGUCCCGGCGGGCUGCGCCCACGUCGCCGUCGCCAGGGACGCAGACCGCGUCUUCUACGUCCGGGACCAGAGCCAGACGGAGGUCAUCAGCUGGGACAUCAACGCAGGGUGUAUGUCGGAGCACCUGCCGGUCUCUGCGGAGGUCUGCAGCCUGGAGCUGGCACAGGACAAGAGGCUCCUGUUCUGCGGUCUGUCCAGCGGCACCGUGCUCAUCUACCCGCUGGCGUUGCCCCUGGAGACGCUGUGCAUCCCGCCGCCGCCGAGCCUGAGCCGCGUGCUGUGCGUGGCCGUCGGCGGGCGGGAGAAGCACGUGGCCGUGGCCUACGAGGACUCGGUGGGUCUGUUCAGGAUCACCAACCGGGACCAGUUCCCCACGGUGGAGGGCCCGCUGGACGCCUUCCCGCUGCCGCUGCUGCAGGCGCCGCUGUCCGCCAUGGCGCUGCUGUCGGACCGCCGCCUGCUGUACGGGACCCGCUGCGGACAGGUGAAGCUGCACGACUUCGUCAGCGGCAGCGGCGUCGGCCUGGAGACGCAUCGCAGCAGCGUGAGCUGCGUGGUGGUCGGUAACCACGGCAACCACGCCCUGGUGGGCUCCGAGGACGCCGUGCAGAGGCUGUGGGCCCUGAACCCGCUGGUCCUCGAACACACCAUGGAGUACAAGGGUUUUCUCUUGGAGGGCGUCCUCUGCGCCGCCUUCUCCGAAAACGACCAGUUUGUCUUCACGGGAUCUCAGGACAGAACCAUCAAAGUCUGGGACGUCACCACAGGAAACCUGCUGCAGGUCCAGCCCGUCCACUCCCCCGUGGUGAAGAUGGAGACCUUUAAGAACGGCUUGGUGGCGCUGUCCCAGCAGGGCUCCGUCAUCAGAGAGGUGUUUCACUGCCCGGACCAAGUCCGCCAUGACUACAACCCUCUGAGGAACGUCCGGGCCCAGUACCGGGUCACGUCCCGGGACAGGAAGACCCAGGACGGCUCCGGCUCCGACUCCCAGAACUUUAACCCCGCUCAGUUAGACUUGGACAACAUGGGCAUGCUCAGAGACAAACCCUCCGCCGCCUGUCGCAUACUGUAG
Molecule: messenger RNA, 4614 nt
Organism: Etheostoma cragini (Arkansas darter)
Lineage: Eukaryota; Metazoa; Chordata; Actinopteri; Perciformes; Percidae
Gene: nwd1
Product: NACHT and WD repeat domain containing 1
Exons: 20
Coding region: 1-4614 (1537 amino acids)
Molecular function (GO): protein binding
Source: RefSeq, a predicted model, not a curated record